CAGGUUUUGUACACCGAAUCUCUGUUUGCGUGCUGUCAACACACGCAAGCUGGACAACUAUUCAACAUUUGCCGCAUUUUGCUUUCCAAUCAAUCAAGUUUGCUUUUGUGUUGCUCCCGGUUGCUCACGACAAGAUAAACUCUGUUCCUCUCCAAAGCGCUCGAAUCCAGUGGAUUGCUUAUCUUAGCACUGCGCAAAACAUUCCUUUCGAUUCGGCUACUACAAUAGAUGAAGAGCACCUUAUUCAAAGAAGCAGAGAUCCAGAGAUGCAGAUCCAAAUGGAGGAUGUCAAUACCACCGAAACAUCUUCUCUCCCUAACAAGGGAUCUGCGGAGACUGGGCUGCUCGAUGUACAAGUGGGUCUGACGCUGUUCGGGAUCGUCUGCUUUAUCGUCUCCACUGUCGGCAACUGCACCGUCAUCCACCUAAUACGCACGCGCAUGCACAUGCGCAAUGUCACCAACAUCCUCAUCGCAAACAUGUCAGCCGCUGACCUGCUCAUGACUAUACUGGUCUUCCCAUAUCUUAUCAAGUUUUACUACAUCGGAUCCAAAUGGUUUGGCGGGAUCGCGGGCUCUGUUACUUGCACCGUCGUGCACUCGUCUCAGAUGGUGUCCAUAUUUGGGUCUGUGUACACACUUCUUGUAAUUAGCGUCGACCGCUGUCUCGCUGUAAUGCAGCCGAUGAAGAAGUACUUCACCAAGACUGUGACAAAAUGGUCUAUAGUCCUCGUCUGGUUGGUCUCGGUGAUAUUUAGUAUACCGCUGAUGAUUGCGUUAAAAGUGAUCAACGACGAUACAGGAUACCAUUGUGUGGAGGACUGGGGCAAAAUGGACCAAAGUCUCUACAUCAUCAUGUUUUUGCUUCUCACGUAUAUAGUCCCUUUGGGCCUGAUAGGCUCCGUUUAUACUGUAACGGGCCGCAAGCUGUGGGGCUGUGGCACGGCAAAAAGCCAAGAAAAUCCGCUCAACCGGAGCAACCACGAGUCUGUGCGCGCCUCUAGACGGAAAGCCACUAAAAUGCUCGUCACUGUCGUUGUGCUAUUCGCACUUUGUUGGUUUCCCUUGCAAGUGCGUGAGUUGAUCCACGUCACGUGGCCGGAUACAUUGAGGAGAAUCCCCAUCAAGCUAGACAUGCUACUGCCCUGGUUUGGCUUCUUCAACAGUUGUACCAACCCUAUUAUUUACGUAAUAUUUUCGGACAGAUUCCGGCGUGAGUUCAAGCGAGUGUUGUGCUUUUGGAAGCGACAUGAGGACAUUGAUGUUUUUAGUACGCCUGGGAGUCCUGUGACACGCACGCGGCUCGCCACUAUAAGAAAGCAACAAUAUAGUAAUCUUACGCCUUUAGGCACGCCCGAUCUCUCGGAAAGAAGCCCUAGAGUGCCAAAGCCAAGCUUAUUAUCACAAAAGAGCUCAUUGUGAUAAAGAAAACGGGGGAAAGAAAACCGAGUAUUUAAUAAGGAUCAAAGUGCGGAGCGCAGCAUCUUGGCCCUGGCGGGUUUAGACUUUGUUAGGGGGGGGGGGGGGGGGGGCUAGAAAUUGAAUAGAAAAAUUGGUUUAAAUAAGUCGAAAAGGGGUGGGCUGUUGGUAGCUAAUCAAUUCACCCCCUGGACCCGCUCUUGGAUUGCAAAGGCUAAGUCCUCGAGCUUGCCAAUAAUGGUGCAAAAAACGUGCUGAUUGACCUGAACUUUCCAUACCAACAGGCGUGGUAAGGAAACGCUUCAGCGUGCAUUAGGAGAUGACGAAAACUUGGCAAACAGGCGUCAGUCAGAACUUGAAUGCUUACUGACUGCUAACUUAUCCUAGUCUUGGUUGUCUUGGUAACACGCGUUGCCCUAUGAUGUCUAAUAAAGGGCUUGAUAAAGCACCGACUUGAAUAUUGACCUGGAAAGGGCAGAUGGACUCGUUCGUCUACCGUAGAAUUAACAUUCUGCGUGCGUUUGUUCAAAGUUUCACCAACUGCUAUUCUUUAAGGGGUGUUCCAAGACUCUCCCGAUUCUGUUAUCCCUUAAAAGUCGUCAGAAGGGAUGUGCUUGAUGGCGGUGACUUUUAAGAGGACUGCAAUAAAACUCAGAAAUACUGAAAA
Molecule: messenger RNA, 2085 nt
Organism: Nematostella vectensis (starlet sea anemone)
Lineage: Eukaryota; Metazoa; Cnidaria; Anthozoa; Actiniaria; Edwardsiidae
Product: RYamide receptor
Exons: 4
Coding region: 267-1421 (384 amino acids)
Biological process (GO): G protein-coupled receptor signaling pathway
Cellular component (GO): membrane
Molecular function (GO): neuropeptide Y receptor activity
Source: RefSeq, a predicted model, not a curated record